Molecule: messenger RNA, 3537 nt
Organism: Colletotrichum acutatum
Lineage: Eukaryota; Fungi; Ascomycota; Sordariomycetes; Glomerellales; Glomerellaceae
Exons: 5
Coding region: 1-3537 (1178 amino acids)
Source: RefSeq, a predicted model, not a curated record
AUGACUGUCCCAGAGCAAUAUGGUCGGCGGUUGAUUCCCCAGAUAUUAGACAGUUUGGCUUCUGUUGAACCUCACCGCAUCUUAUACUCGGUGGCAAAUUCCUCGAAUAUCUCUUAUGGGUUCCAGGACAUAUCUGCUCGAGCUUUUGCAAAAGCAGUUGACAAGACCGCUUGGUGGCUGCAUAGUCAGGUUGGAGAAAGCAGUGAUGUCCGGACAGUGGCUUACAUUGGGCCUCAUGACCUCCGACACGUUCUAUUGACGUAUGCAUGUGUCAAGGUUGGCUGCACUGCUCUAUUUCUGUCUCCCAAGAACAGCACCGAAGGUGCACUCACAGUGCUUGAAGCUGCAAAAUGCAGCAUCUGGGUCAACCCAUGCGGGUAUUCAUGUCCUCUGGUGGAUGACAUCCUGCAGAAGCGCAGUAUGAAGGUGUUCCAUUUACCAGAAGUGGACGAUCUGCUCAAUGCCGAGACAACUGAAUCGUACUCAUAUACUAAGUCGUUUGACGAAGCUUCUCAAACCCCGUUUUGUGUACUUCAUACCUCCGGAUCGACUGGCCUUCCGAAGCCGAUCGCAUGGUCCCACGGCCUGAUCGGCACAAUGGAUGCUGUGCGACUGCUCCCACAUAUCGAAGGAGAUGACGGGCUGUCACCAUGGACAAACAAUUGGAUCGAUGGGGAUCGAAUAUACUCAUCAUUUCCAAUGAGUCACGGCGCCGGUAUCAUCAUGAACAUUCUCCUGCCGUCUCUCUUCGGUCUACACUGUAUCAUGGGCCCUCAAGGUGUAGUGCCUAACAUGAACCUUAUAGAAUCACUUGCAGACCAUGCAGAGAUCGAUAUUUGGAGCAUGGUUCCCUCACUAGUCGAUGAGCUUGGUGAAACGCCCGAUGUUUUGGUCAAGCUCAAGCAAUCCAAAUUCAUCUGCGCUUCCGGUGGCCCAGUCAGCCCUCUCAUCGGAUCAAAAGUAAACGAUGUCGUCCGAGUUCUGAACUUGACUGGUACUACAGAAGGCCUGUUUAUGGGGAAUUUGUGGGUAGAAAGACAAGACUGGUACUAUUUCGCCUUUCACCCAUUCUCCGGGUUCGAGUUCAAGGAAGUAGAGUCAGGCGUCUAUGAACAUUGGGUACAUCGCAACGACCACUGGCCCCUGUUCCAAGGUAUCUUUCACACUUUCCCGGAUGAUAGGAGUGUCAACCUUAAAGAUCUAUACACCAAGCACCCUACUAAGCCGAAUCUAUGGGCAUACAAAGGGCGCAAUGACGACAUCGUUGUGUUGUCUAAUGGCUACAAGAUCUCACCAUUGGAAACAGAGGCUUUAGUCACCACGCAUCCUGAUAUCAAGGGUUGUCUGAUGGCAAGUCAUUCCAUCGGAACAGGCAAGCCUCAGGCAGGUCUGCUAAUUGAGCUUGAAGAACCAACUUCCAAGAACAACGAGGUAUGGGAUAGUAUCUGGGCUGCAAUUGAACGCGCCAACGCAUUGUCAUUGCACAAAAAUCAGGUGCAAAGGGAUUACGUCGCUUUCGCUGAGCUAGAUACGCCUUUUUCCCGCACUGAUAAGGGGACGGUGAAGCGACGAGCCACGCUCGAGGCGUAUGCUGAUUACAUCGAGCGCUUCUAUAGCUCGCGGUUGCAUCAAGACACCCAGUUCUUAGCUAUAGACACCAGUGCUAUUGCUUCCAUCACCGAUGCCGUCCGUCACGUCUUAGGCAGUCUCUCGCCUGCUGUUAAGAAGGCCACACCCGACGAUGACCUCUUCGCUAUGGGCUUCGACUCGCUGCUCGUUUUUCGUGCUAUCAAGACUCUCCGCGUAGCCACCGGGCUACGUGACCUGUUGGCCCCAAGGCAUCUCUACGGCAGCCCUACACUCCGCCAGUUCUCGGCGACGUUGGCCCAGCUGGUGGCCGACAUGCACAGGAAGGCGGCCGACGGAUCAGCUUCGAAUGAAGCGGUUGCAGGCAACGUGGCCGAGAUGUACCGCAUGAUCAAUUUGCACCGCACGCGUCUCUCGCAAAAAGUCAGCCCGUUUGACCAGAUGAGCCCCAACAUAUAUCUGGGCAUGAAGUUUUUCUACCAGCUCCGCGAGGGCGCCCGUUUUGAAGACGUGUUUGCACGAUUACAGGCAGGGCUGCACCGGGCCAUGACACUCAUUCCGGAGCUAGAGAGUAAGCUGAUGCCCUGUUCGAAGGACGAAAUAGGGUACAAGAAGGGUGACAUGCGCAUUUCGCUUCCCCCGGUGCCUUGUACGGCGGCGGCGAACCACAAGACCGAGUCGUCCGGGCCACAACAGCUGCGUUAUCAAGACCUUUCGGCGGUGCUCCCGUCCUUUGCGGAGCUUCGUGCCGGUGGCUUCGCGUCUUCAGGGUUUGCGGAUGACGUCGUACUUUCAUGCCCGUUGCUGCCGCCGCUGCCAGCCGACGUGUUCAUCGCACAGGCCAACUUUAUCACUGGUGGUUGUAUCUUGGCCAUCAACAUGCACCACCAAUGCUUUGACGGCACAGGCACCAUUAUGGUGAUGCGUAUCUGGGGUGAAUGCUGUCGUUAUGUGCAAGGCGAUGCCUCGGCGACGUGCGCCUGGCUGGACAAAGAGAGUUUGAACCGUAAUCUUCCGCAAAUUCUAUACGAGAUGGAGGGGUAUGCGAAACCGGCAGGCCAUGUAGACAAGAACGUAUGGGGCUUCAUCGACAUCCCGGAUCCGGCCGAGACAGGGACAGAGUGCGUGACCGAAAUUAAGAACCUCGUCACCGAGUCGCCGCUCCCUCCGGCUCCGUUCUUCCCCCGGAACACUCAAUGGCCGCCGAUCCCCCCUGCCGACGGCCGGCAUUUGGAUUCAUCCACCUUUAUCAUUCCGGCCGAAAUGGUUGAGCAGCUCCGGCAAGACGUUCUGACUGACCCCGUAGCCGGGGGCCUCAUCUCGGACAGCGACAUGAUCCAAGCAUUCGUUUGGCGAGCGGCCGUCAAAGCGCGUCACCAUGUGGCGACACAGCUGCGCAACGAGACCUUUGAAACGGAUGAAAUGGCCAUCGUUGAGUUGCCUAUCGAUGCCAGGCCGUAUUUCUCAAAGCUGCUGCCAGAGUCGUACAUGGGCAAUCUCGUUGUCAUCAACCGGCCGAGCAUGCCGGUGGCUACGCUCUGCGGCACAGAAACAACAGUGGCGCAGAUUGCACAGGUGCUCCGCGCUGCUGCUGUACACAUCACACCUUCAUUAGUCCAUGAUGCAUUCACGCUGCUGCAGUCAGUGCCGGACUACACCAAGGUGACUACUGCGUGCAUGGGGAUGGAGGGGAUGCACACCGCCGUUAAUAAUUUGAUGCUUUUCCAGACGAAUGCUAUCUCUUUCGGCGACGAGUUCCUGGAUGAUGGCGGUGUGCCGUCUGCAAUGCGCGUGCAAAUGGAUGCUAUCAACGCGGCAUUCCGGAUGUUGGUUAUACAUCCACUGCGCGAGGACGGUGGUAUCGAGCUUGUCAUUGGCACGCUGCCAGAAGAACUUGAUGUGCUACUGGCAGAUGGCGAGUUCACUGGGUAUUGUAGGUUUGUAGGUUAG